AGGCAGCAGAGAGGAGGCAUACUGCAACGGUUUUGUUUAGUGAAAUUAAUUUCAGUUCGAGUAUAGGCAUUUCUCUCGUUAAUACUUUCUAGACUAAUUCAGUGAUGAGUCACAUCGUUUCCUAGGGUAAUAGUCAUCCACACCCGUUGCUUUUGGUAAUACUAGCUAGCUAACCGGUUCAUAACUCACAACAAUAAACGACAACGUUAGCCUCUAUAAAGAGACUCUUCGUAGGUGAAGAUCUGUCUAAAUGGCCCUAUCUGAAUCAGAGAAUGGGUCUUCCGGUGGCGAAGGGGGAGAAUCCGACGUUAUUGCCACAAGUUGUGUCUUGGGCGGCUUCAGCGAAAGCGGUGAGACCAGAGCUCUCAUCUCCAGCCUGCCGGAGGUGCAUGGGGACACGGUGACAAGCGAGUCCGCCACACAGAAGUUCCUCGUGAUAAUGAACAGAUACCAAGAGCAGCCGCAUCUGCUGGACCCACAUCUAGAAUGGAUGUUAAACAUCAUACUGGAUUUUGUGAGGAGUGAAAAGUCUCCCCCUUCACUGGUUCAUUUGGGCUUCAAGUUUCUCUACAUCAUCUGUAAGGUAAGAGGCUAUAAAGUCUUUAUGCAGCUUUUUCCUCAUGAGGUGGCCGACGUCCAGCCAGUCCUGGAUCUGCUCUCCAGGCAGGAUCCCAAAGACUCUGAGACUUGGGAAACGCGCUAUAUGCUGUUGUUGUGGCUGUCCAUGACCUGCCUCAUACCCUUUGACCUUUCUCGUCUGGAUGGACAUCUGGAGUCAGAUGAUGGCAAGGCCAGAGAGUCCACUAUGGACCGAAUUUUAGCUAUUGCAAAGUCUUAUCUAGUCGUCAGUGAUACCCCCAGAGAUGCUGCAUCUGUACUGGUGUCAAAGUUCAUGACACGCCCUGAUGUGAAACAGAAGCGCCUUGGAGACUUUUUGGAUUGGAGCCUCACCACCAUAUCACAGACCAAUGACCAGUCAAUGACAGACAUUAUGGUGCUGGAUGGUGCUCUACAGUCUCUGGCGAAGCUUUUUAAACAUGGAAAACGAGAUGACCUCCUACAGUAUGCUCCUACAAUUCUGCAGUGUCUGGAGCAGAAACAUCUGUCAGAGAGCAGCCAGGCCAUGCUGAGGAAGCUUGGUGUCAAACUAAUCCAGCGGCUUGGCCUCACACUACUGAAGCCACGUUUGGCUGCUUGGAGGUACCAGAGAGGCAGCCGCUCCCUAGCAGCAAACCUUUCCAUGUCUCAGUCUGCUUCAGCUACUGAAGCUGUGACUCCUGAUGUGGACACACAAGAACAGGAGGAGGACUAUGACAUACCUGAAGAAGUAGAGACUGUCAUUGAGCAUCUGCUGGUGGGACUUAAAGAUAAGGAAACAAUUGUGCGCUGGUCUGCAGCAAAGGGCAUUGGGAGGGUGACUGGAAGGCUUCCCAAGGAGCUGGCAGAUGAAGUGGUUGGAUCAUUGUUGGAUUGCUUCAGCUUCCAGGAAACGGACAAUGCUUGGCAUGGAGGCUGCCUGGCAUUGGCAGAACUUGGUAGGAGAGGCCUGCUACUGCCUUCCAGAUUGACAGAUGUUGUGCCACUCAUUAUCAAGUCCCUGACCUACGAGGAAAAGAGGGGAGCAUGCAGUGUUGGUUCCAACGUGCGUGACGCUGCCUGCUAUGUGUGCUGGUCUUUCGCCAGGGCUUAUGAACCCAAAGAGCUCAAGCCUUUUGUCACUCAGAUUGCCAGUGCUUUGCUGAUCACAGCUGUGUUUGAUCGAAAUGUCAACUGCCGGAGAGCCGCCUCUGCUGCCUUCCAGGAGAAUGUCGGCAGACAGGGAACUUUUCCACAUGGCAUUGACAUUUUAACGGCAGCAGACUACUAUGCUGUGGGAAAUCUCAACAACUGCUAUCUGAAUAUCAGUGUUUACAUAGCUAGUUUCCCAGAGUACACCACUGCCAUGAUAGACCAUUUAAUAACCAUGAAGAUCAACCACUGGGAUGGUGUGAUCCGGGAGCUUGCCACUAAAGCACUCCACAACCUGACGCCUCAAGCGCCUGAUUAUAUGGCAACAACAGUUCUGCCACAGCUGUUGCCCAUGGCAGUUGGUAUGGACCUCCACGGUCGCCAUGGAGCUAUCAUGGCAUGUGCAGAGAUCACACAUGCUCUGUACAAACUGGGCCUUCAGACCAACAGGACUGUGACGGACAUGAUUUCUUCAGAAUGUGUGGAUGCAUUAAAAAACAUCCACCAGAUGCUACACAACAGAAAACAGUACAGGGGUUUUGGUGGAGAAUUAAUGAGGCCAGCAAUGUGUGGCCUAAUAGAAAAGCUGUCCCUGUCCAAAAUGCCUUUUAAGAAUAAUCCUGUAAUCGCUGACUGGCAGUGGCUUAUUGAUGACACCAUAAAAACUCUUCAUCUCGUUUCGAGUGGAGCAAAGGAUGGCAUUAUGGUUGCAGUGGUAUCAGCUUUGUCUGCCUUGUGUGAGGAAUACUACCAGGCCCAGGCAGGCCAGGCUGACUCACAAAUGCAAGAGGUCCUGGUAUCUCAGUACAUUGAGGGGCUGAAGAGUCCACAGAUGCUCACUCGUUGUGGAUCUGCCCUUGCCCUCGGCUGUCUACCAAGAUUUAUGGUCCAUGGCAAACUGAAGCAGAUCUUUGAAGGCCUCCAACAGAUGUGCACUGUCAGCCAAAAGGAAGGGAAUUUUACAGAGGCCAGGAGAGAUGCAGUCAGAGCAAUUGCUCAAGUGUGUGUGAAGGCGAGUGUUUGUGCCCACGGUUCCCCAGACUCUGCUCUGUGCUCGGAGAAUGUAGACAAGGUGUAUGGCACGCUGCUCGAAAGCAUGAAUGACUACACAACAGACAGCAGAGGGGAUGUCGGGGCCUGGGUGAGAGAGGCAGCAAUGACUAGUCUGAUGGAUGUGACGAUGCUGGUGGCCGGCAGUGCUCCUGAGAUCCUUUCAGCAGACCUGCUGAAGUGUAUGAUGUGCUGCCUGGCCCAGCAGGCAGCAGAGAAGAUUGACCGCUACAGAGCCCAUGCUGGCAACAUCUUCCUGCGCCUCCUUCACAGCACAGAGCCUGCAGUACCCCACAUCCCCCACCGAGAGGAGCUGCUGAACAUUUUUCCUGUUGAGACCAUAACCAGUCUGAACUGGAAUGCUCCAUCCCAAGCUUUCCAGUAUAUCACCCAGCUGCUUGGACUGCCUCAGUAUCAGUGCCACACCCUGCUGGGGCUCACUGUGUCUGUGGGAGGGAUCACUGAGUCUACAGUGCAUUUUUCUUCCCAGUCGUUGUUUGACUACCUAAAAGGGAUCCAGAACAAUGAUGCCGCUCUGGCACAGUUUGGUGAUACUUUGCUCAGCAUCUUCAGAGACAAUCUCCGCAAUGACAGGGUGACUGUUCCUUUUCUCAAGAUGCUCAAUCAGAUGCUCGCUAACAGCUGCUUUGAAAUCUUCACCACACAAGAGAAUCAUCCAUUCUGUGUGGAUCUUUUGGCUCUUUGCAAAGAAUUCAAGAAGUCCAAAGAUAUUUCCAAGCUGCGUGCCUGUAUAGCUGUCUUCUGUGGGCUGAUCCAGUUCCAGGGUGAGGUGAGAAAGAAAGUUUUGUCCCAGCUUCUGAUGCUGCUCUGCCAUUCCUUCCCUGUGAUAAGAAAGACCACAGCGAGCCAGAUGUAUGAGAUGCUGCUGACCUACGAUGAUGUCAUUGAUCCAGAGGUGCUGGAUGACGUAAUGACGCUGCUAAGUGACACCAACUGGGAGAGUGACCUUGCCACAGUACGGCCUCACAGGAAUCAGCUUUGUGACUGGCUGGGAGUCCCCAGGCCGCAGGUGGUUGCCAAGCAGAGCCCUGUCCAGGUUUCCUGAUUACCAGUGGAUGUGAAAACCAGCAGGAAAUAAUGUAGUUGGACAAACUCCUGUAGAAGAAGAAAAAGAAAUGGACUGUAAAUGCCGCUCUCCUGAAUCACAAGCUUUACAAGAUAAUAAAUAGACAAAAACAACAGUUAUUUGCCCUGUUUUGUUAUUUUUAACAUAGAUUUCUUGUACACCAGAAAGAUUUUUGACAGAUGCAUCAGACCAAAAACUGACUGUAAUAAACUAAAAAAAAUAAAUAAAUAAAAUCCAGCAA
Toxotes jaculatrix (banded archerfish) is the source of this 4106-nucleotide messenger RNA. It is a transcript of the gene tbcd, whose product is annotated as tubulin folding cofactor D. The record is from RefSeq and is a predicted model, not a curated record. Gene Ontology annotation, cellular component: lateral plasma membrane. Bases 251 to 3844 code for a protein of 1197 amino acids. The transcript has 39 exons. NCBI's taxonomy places the organism in Eukaryota, Metazoa, Chordata, Actinopteri, Toxotidae. Gene Ontology annotation, molecular function: beta-tubulin binding; GTPase activator activity. Gene Ontology annotation, biological process: bicellular tight junction assembly; post-chaperonin tubulin folding pathway; tubulin complex assembly.